UUCAGCUGAUAUCGUUUCAUGGCUUCUGCUUGGCUUCUGCUUGCUCACGGUCCUCACGAGUUUCACCACACGGGGAAAUGGGGAAAGCACGUCGAUGCGUUCGAGUAAUCAGUGGCUAGACUCAAUGCGGGUCAAAGUUCACGAAGUGAGCUCAAGAGUUUGCGGGAGAAAUGAUCGUGGUGUUGGUGCGCGUUGACAUUAUCUGUUAAACUGGCUGAAUCGAGAGCCAAAAAUUACGAGUUUACGUUCAAGCUAUACUGGGCAGAAUCCAAACCUACUCGUAAUCGCAUUACCCGUAGUAUUACAUCACCGUUAGUAGUGGGUAGUAAUGCCCAGGGCGUGUUAGUGAGAUGUGCCAAUUUAGGCUGCCCGAUAAAUCCUACCGACCUUUAGCCGGGUCUGCGCUGCCGUCAAUAUUGUCAUCUUUGGUUAACAAAGCACUGCAAGAUGUCAGCGGUGGAGGCACCACAGUUUAUUCGCACCAUAGAGUGGGACAUGAUGGACAAGAAGAAAUUCUUCCCUCUCAGUAUGCUGUCGUCGUUCUCGGUUCGAUGCUGCCUUUACCCACUGACAGUGAUAAAAACACGGUUGCAAAUCCAAAGAAAAAACCAUAUGUACUCAGGCAUGAUAGAUGCGUACAAAAAGAUCUACAAAAUGGAAGGGUUCGGAGGACUGUACCGAGGCUUCUGGAUAAGUUCUGUCCAAAUAGUGUCAGGGGUAUUUUACGUCUCGACAUACGAAGGCGUACGACAUCUUCUGAGACAAGACCCGUUCACUGCGCAACUAGAUUCACGGAUAAAGGCUCUGAUUGGCGGAGGCGCCGCAAGCGUAGUUGGUCAAACGAUAGUUGUGCCAUUUGAUGUCCUCAGUCAGCAUUUGAUGGUCCUUGGCGUUAGUACGAAGCAUGGAAAACUUGUUGUAGAUAAAAUGGGAAUGAACCCCUUAGGACUGACUUUGGAUCCUGGAAGGUCGAGAGCAUUCAUCGCUGCGGAAAUAGUCAGAUUAAUUUAUCAGCGUGACGGUCCGAAGGGAUUUUAUCGGGGCUACGUCGCUUCACUGUGCGCUUAUGUCCCGAACAGUGCGCUUUGGUGGGGAUUGUACACGUUCUAUCAAGAUGAAAUGGUACGAGUUCUGCCUGAUUGGGUUUCACAUUUGUUGAUCCAAGCAGUUGCCGGGACGAUGGGCGGGUUCACGACGACGGUGAUAACGAAUCCGUUGGACAUAGUGCGUGCACGACUGCAAGUUCAAAGGCUAGAUUCAAUGUGUAAUGCGUUUAAAGUGCUCUGGGUAGAAGAGGGUCUCCAGAUGUUCACCAAAGGACUUUCCGCCCGUCUAGUGCAAUCGGCUUGCUUCAGUUUUUCCAUCAUAUUGGGAUACGAGACCAUCAAACGGGUCAGCAUCAACGACGAGUACAAGAGCUUCGUUAGGUGGUGAACGAUCGAUAAUCUUGCAACUUAUUUCGCUCAGGGUAAAGUAAUGCUCUAGACUUCUGAGUCGAGGAAGAUACUGCAAGAAUCACAAUACACGUUCUGUUCAUCAGUUAUUCAGUUUAAUUGUCAAGCGACUUAAUGACGGAUAUUAUUUGGGAUAAAAAAUUGACGGAUAUAAAUUUAAAGAUAUUUUUUAUCCGCAGUGAAAACCAUUGUGUAAAUAUUCAUAGUGAAAAUUGUAUGUCUUAUUGUAUUAUUUGAAGGAGAUGCAAUAUCGUUGUUUAUGUCAGAUAUAUAGUAACAGUAAUAAUAAUAAUAAUAAUAAUAAUGAAAGAAAUAAUAAUAAUACGUUAUUAGUAGUUACUACUAAUUUGAUACUUUGAACAAACAACUGAAUGAGCAAUGCGAAAAAAAUUCUGGUUUGGAAUAGAAUAAUUUUACGCGACAAUGUUAGUCACAGGUAAUGAGUCCAAACUGUUGAUUGCGUCGAUUGUAUAUAAUAAUUCCUAAGUCUGGAAGAAUACCUAUUUAGUGUACAAAUAUAGCGCCGAAUACGAGUAAUAAACUAAUAACAAAUUCUGAUGUUUCAAUUUUUGUAAUCAAUUUUAAAACACGUUGAGCAUGAAAUCAUCAGAACUUUAUACUAGACUGAUGGUGCAACGGUAUACCAAAAAUGUGACCACUGUUUAGAUAAGAUAUUAUAUAUCUACUAACACGAACGAUGUUAAUUCUGUUUCGUCGGAUUCAGGCUUGUAAUAUUACUACGUGCUAUGUCCUAAAUUAAAUUAAAAUAAUCAUUUUUAUUAAAUUAAUUUAUUCAACUACAGUAUUCAUCUAAUGUUAACGUUAAAUUAAGUACUAAUUAGCUGACAGUUUAUGGAUGUUGUGGCAUGCGCGCAUCAAUGAUGACGGUGAAAAUGCAUUUCAUUGCUUUACGUCUAAUAUUUGCUUGUCUCGUCAGUCUAACCGUUGGAAUACGCUUUCAUUUUCCUUUUCACCCGUCUCGAAUGAAAAAUAUUCAAAGUUAGAACGAAUGGGUUUUAAGUUGCCAAUUUCCUUCCUUCUCUUUUUAACUUAAAAAAGUAGCCUGUUUAUUCAACUUGUCUCAAACCCAUGACGACCUUGAGUUCCGGAAAAGUUGAACGAUUAUCAACUUGCCAAUUGAAUUGUAAAUUUUUUUUUACCCAUUCUGAAGAUCAGAUAAAGAAAUCAUCGUACGUACAAGGCCGAAAAUUCGUACACGACGAAGCCCGGAAGUGGCUUGAUCCCAUUAUAAAUAAGUGUAUUGUCGCUUCGCUUAGGAACGAAUGAAAUACUAAUAAGAAAAUAAAAAACUGUGUUGCAUACGGGAUGGAUAAGCAAUGUUGAUUAUGAUUCAUUCGCAGAGAUAUGGUAAUGCAUAAGAUAAAUGUGUAAUGUAGAAAUGCGUCAUCGUCAACGUCGUUGUCACCACAACAUGGAAAAACGAUGACGAACUUGUUAAAGUUUUAAUCAAUGACUAUACCUCGAUUUAGGCUGGCCCUGACGUUGAUAUGAACUACCGAUGCAUAUAACCGUGUGCGCAAUGAGAUGAUUUAUAAUUUUUGUUGAUAUAUUUCGGUUUGGAAACUACGGAGAGAGUUUCAAAUAGGUAUUUAUAUAAAUAUAUACAUUUAUAUAAAUAUAAUAAAAGUAUAAAAUUAUUGUUCAAUGUGGUAAUAAGGUAGUAUUUUUGCUUCCGUGCGGAGUAAUAAAAUAAUAUUUAGUCUUGUUUUCAAGUCACGUGCAAUGUUCGGUCGUUACACACAUAUAUAUAUAUAUAUAUUUUUUUGUUAUUAUUGUAUGUUUCGUUAUAUGGAUCAAAGUGAAGCGAUUCAUUUAAUUUAUAUGAAAAUCAACGAACUUUCGUGUAUACAUAAUCAACACCUAAAACAUGAACUUUCUCUUUAUAUAAUAAAGAUGUGAUCAAAUUAUAAUUAUUGCUAUAUUUUUACCAGGCUCACUUUACCAAUUUACGUAUCUGUCUAUACAAGUAAGUCAUAAAAAUCAAUAUUCGCCACGCACUCCUACGUAUUUCUGUCAAAUGAAUCAACCCCGCUUAAUUAAAAGUGUAGCGAAUUUAAUUUACGCCAUAAUUUAUGAUUAAUUGUCUUUUCAGUGUACUAUUUUUAUCUGUACAAAUUAUAAAAAAAUCUUAAUAAUAACAGAA
Neodiprion virginianus is the source of this 3618-nucleotide messenger RNA. Its product is annotated as solute carrier family 25 member 44. The record is from RefSeq and is a predicted model, not a curated record. Gene Ontology annotation, molecular function: branched-chain amino acid transmembrane transporter activity. Gene Ontology annotation, biological process: branched-chain amino acid catabolic process. Bases 448 to 1434 code for a protein of 328 amino acids. NCBI's taxonomy places the organism in Eukaryota, Metazoa, Arthropoda, Insecta, Hymenoptera, Diprionidae. Gene Ontology annotation, cellular component: mitochondrion. The transcript has 5 exons.